This is a messenger RNA of Cinclus cinclus, 906 nucleotides long. Its product is annotated as basic proline-rich protein-like. The coding region runs from base 1 to 906 and encodes 301 amino acids. NCBI's taxonomy places the organism in Eukaryota, Metazoa, Chordata, Aves, Passeriformes, Cinclidae. The record is from RefSeq and is a predicted model, not a curated record. The transcript has a single exon.
AUGCCGCUUCCUCGGAAAUCCCGAAUAACGAAUGGACAAGCAGCCCGACCCGCCGAGGGAUCUCGGCCGGUUCAAGCGGAGCGCAGCCGUCACCCCGACGCCACCCAGCCGUGCGGGGUCCCCAGGCGGCACCCGGGGGAGUCAGAGGAGGGGGCAGCUGCAAGCGGGGCGUCCCACCCGUGCCCGCCGCAACCACGGCGGGGGACCCGACACUCUUCUCGGUGCCCCGAUGGAAAUGUUAUCCCCAGCUCCUCCUGCCCGCUCCCCGGCCGCACCUGGGGAAGCGGGGACAAUACGAGCCCCCCCCCGCCCCCCCCCCCCCCAAGGCAGGCAGGCAGGGCGGGAGCCGGUCCCCGUCCAACAUUGUGCCGCCCUCCUCCCCGCACGGCGCCGGGCCGCAAACUCGCAACUCCCGCCUGCCCGCCCGCCCGCGCCCCCCGGGCCCCGCGCGCCCCUGCCCCCGCCGAACUUCCCGCCGCAGGGAAGGGGGGCUCCGCGGGCGCUGACGUCACGCCGGGAGCGCGGCGGGGGGUGUCCCCGCCCCGGGACCCCCGCGGCGGGCGCGGAGCCUCGCGCGACCCCCGCCCCCCCGUUCCGGAGGGAAAAGGCGCUGCGCCGCCGUCCAGCGCAGCCGAGCCCCGGGCGGGCAGCGCCCCCCGGCGUUGCCGGAGCGCUCCCAGCUGCGGCCGGGACCCCCGCCCCGCCGAGCCCCCGUGCCCCGCGGCGCUGUCCCGGCUCCUUCCCGGCCCCUCGCAGUAUCCACGCCGGAGCAGGGACCGCUGGGGACCCUUCCCCAGCGCCGCCGGGGUUAAUCGCACUCUCGUCCCUCCUGCCCCCCCCAACUUUGGUGUUUCUCCCCCCCGCGCCGUCUCGCUCCCCAUCCCGACAGACGGACCGGAGGGCUAA